Molecule: messenger RNA, 2845 nt
Organism: Cavia porcellus (domestic guinea pig)
Lineage: Eukaryota; Metazoa; Chordata; Mammalia; Rodentia; Caviidae
Gene: Bzw1
Product: basic leucine zipper and W2 domains 1
Exons: 12
Coding region: 165-1424 (419 amino acids)
Cellular component (GO): cytoplasm; membrane
Molecular function (GO): protein binding
Source: RefSeq, a predicted model, not a curated record
GGAGAAAUCUCGCGAGAGCUGUGUGACCGGGGCGGAGGUGGCUCCUUUUCCCGUUUCCUUCCUCCUUCGCGUUAGUUCCGGUCGCAGAGGAGACGCUGCUGCAGUUGCCGCCACCCCGGGGAUUUCUGGCUCUUUUCUCUUCGCCUUAAAUUCGGGUGUCUUUUAUGAAUAAUCAAAAGCAGCAAAAGCCAACGCUAUCAGGCCAGCGUUUUAAAACCAGAAAAAGAGAUGAAAAAGAGAGAUUUGACCCUACUCAGUUUCAAGACUGUAUUAUUCAAGGCUUAACUGAAACUGGUACUGAUUUGGAAGCGGUAGCUAAGUUUCUGGAUGCGUCUGGAGCAAAGCUUGACUACCGCCGAUAUGCAGAAACGCUCUUUGACAUCCUGGUGGCUGGUGGAAUGCUGGCCCCAGGCGGCACCCUGGCCGACGACAUGAUGCGCACAGAUGUCUGCGUGUUCGCAGCACAGGAAGACCUGGAGACCAUGCAGGCGUUUGCACAAGUUUUUAACAAGUUAAUCAGGCGCUACAAAUACCUGGAGAAAGGUUUUGAAGAUGAGGUUAAAAAGCUGCUGCUGUUCUUAAAGGGUUUCUCGGAGUCAGAGAGGAACAAGCUGGCCAUGCUGACUGGCGUGCUCCUGGCCAAUGGGACGCUCAACGCAUCCAUCCUCAACAGCCUCUACAAUGAGAAUCUGGUGAAAGAAGGGGUUUCAGCCGCGUUCGCUGUGAAGCUCUUUAAGUCCUGGAUCAAUGAGAAGGACAUCAACGCAGUGGCUGCGAGUCUUCGCAAAGUCAGCAUGGAUAACAGGCUAAUGGAACUUUUUCCUGCCAAUAAGCAGAGUGUGGAACACUUCACAAAGUACUUCACGGAGGCGGGCCUGAAGGAGCUGUCCGAGUACGUCCGGAACCAGCAGACCAUCGGUGCCCGGAAGGAGCUCCAGAAGGAGCUUCAGGAGCAGAUGUCCCGUGGCGACCCUUUCAAGGACAUAAUUUUAUACGUCAAGGAGGAGAUGAAAAAGAACAACAUCCCAGAACCGGUUGUCAUUGGGAUCGUCUGGUCGAGUGUGAUGAGCACGGUGGAGUGGAACAAAAAAGAGGAGCUCGUAGCAGAGCAGGCCAUCAAGCACUUGAAGCAAUACAGCCCUCUGCUCGCCGCCUUCACCACGCAGGGUCAGUCGGAGCUGACUCUGUUGCUGAAGAUUCAGGAGUAUUGCUAUGACAACAUUCACUUCAUGAAAGCCUUCCAGAAAAUAGUGGUGCUUUUUUACAAAGCUGAGGUCCUGAGUGAGGAGCCCAUUCUGAAGUGGUACAAGGAUGCACACAUGGCCAAGGGGAAGAGCGUCUUCCUGGAGCAGAUGAAGAAAUUCGUGGAGUGGCUCAAGAAUGCAGAGGAAGAGUCCGAGUCUGAAGCCGAAGACGGGGACUGAGUUUUGAACCUGCGUCCUCAGUAAAGCGAGCAGGGUGUAGAUAAAUGUCAUGUCUCAUGUGUCCUGGUUCGUACAUCUUCCUACCUCCCUGUAUCGAGCAUGAUAGAAGGGCUUUCGUGGCAAAUUUAUUUUAACUGUUUCUAUGGUUACUGGAAAUGUUGAGUUUAGUUCCUAAAACCAUGUUUUAAGUAUCACAGGAGCUGUAGAUUUGAAUCUAAUAUUGCAUUAGUCUCUUCAGUUCUCUUCUACCUCCUGUAUUUUCUACUGUAAUACUGUAAUUUAAGGCCUUCCACAAUGAACAGUUCACAUUAUUCCCUGGGUUUUCUAUAUAUACAGUUUUCAAAAUAUGAUUUGGUUAAAAUAAUUUGUUAUAAAAAUUCUGUUUGCAAAUUAAACUGUAAAAGUAUCCAAAUUCUCCAAAGCCGAUGAUUUGUGUGAUAAUUUGGUUGCCCAGAGAGCCCUGCUCGUCCCCGAACCGCUCUCAGUGGCCAAGUUCAUUAACACGGAUCCCGGAUGCCCGGGCACUGCCUGCAUGUUAGCGUUUCUUGCCUUCUUCGCCCCAGGUGUCUUUCAGUCCGGUUCUUUGCUGUCCGGUUUUCGUCCGUAGUGAAGCCGUGGAGGACAGAAGGUGGAGUCAGGUGGCAGAGGUGGGGAACCUUCUUCCCGUUGAGAAGCUUCUGCAGUCCGUUAACAGAUGGGUUUUCUUUCCAUGCAUCGGUUUUCAGCGUACCUUAGAAAAGCCUUAGCAUUUAAAUGUCUCACGCACAGAGUGCACUUAGGCUGACAGGAGAGAACUUCCGGAAAGGCGUUGGAUACUAAACUCGGAGAGCUAUUGACAGUGGCGAGAUCGGCCUGUUCCUGUAGGACCCUGCUUCCUGUGGCCUGGCCCGGUGGAUCAGCCGCACCCCUCCACACCUGGCUGGAGCGCUCCCCACCUGCCAGGUUCUCAUUGCUGUGAGCUAAACACUUCUAGACGGUUGAACUAGGUGGUUUUCAUGUCUGCCAUUUCAUUUCCUCUGUUCUUGCUGCUGCCCAUCUGUGUGGUUGGGGACUGUGGUCAUGGUGACCAUGGUGCAGGGUCUUCGCAGGCGAGAACCUAGCCCAAAACGGUGCCGCCAGAGACCGAGUAGAAAGUAGCCCUUGGAAAGUGCCAUUGACUUAGCCAGACCAGUGGUGUUGCCAGCUCGUCUUGACAGAGGACCGCGUAAGACGGCUGGAUCAAGGUCUAAUGCCCUUAAGAGCAGUAGAACUGGCUGCAUUGUGAAGGGAGUCACAUUGUUAAAUGAGUAGCUUGGACUAAGUUUUCAUGCGCUGGCAAAAAUGUAUUCACUAGAUUUCUACACCAUGCUCUGCUUUACUUUGUAAUUUGUAGUUCUCAGAAGACUUUUUUUUUUUUUAAAUAAAGUCCAUCCUUACACGUA